ACAAGAAUAUCGCUCGUGUGAACGAAUCGAUUGCUGGAAAGAUUCAAAAUGUUACAUCAAAAUACGUAUAUUCUCUUAGUGAUUCUUCACAUUGUUCGUACGUUGCAAGCGCUUUCUCAAAUAAUUAAUGUGCGCGACGCGAAAGAGUUUGAAAUCGCGCUGGACGACAUGAAUUACGACGAGGAGAGCGAAAACGAAAUGAUUCAACCGGCGGAUCUCGAAGAUCUUCUGAAACCUCUUGCGGAAGACGAGGGCAGAUACAAGCCGCUGCAUUCUCACGUAAGAUAUUACAACGAGCGUAACGCCGAAGUAGCGAAACGAUUUUCCAAUGUAUUUUCUCGUUUGCAACCACACGCGAAAGAGAUAUUCGGGAUUGAGCGAAACGAAGAACCGUUUGUUGCUGGUUUCAAGGAAGAAUUGGACGAAUACUUCUCGAGAGCCGCGACCAAGGCAGGUGCGGGUGCGAAAUCAAUUGGAAUAAAUCCCGCGAGUUCUGACAGAAACGAGAAAAGUAUGCAGAAUUUGGAAAAAAUACACAGUGAUACAAACAAUACAACAAAUAUCACAGAUCAGAGUGCGAAUGUUGUCAGAAUGAAACGUCAGGAUACGGAAGAUCGUUACGGUACGGUAUCGGACGAGAAAAUGGAUUUUUUUCAAAUACUGAGAAAUAGAACAAUUAGCGAGACGGAAUAUCUCGCGGAAACGCAAGCUGCUACGCGGUACGACGACGAGUACGAUCAAGAAAGCGCGAGCAUUGCGAACGAUACGGAUCGCGUUUCGACGACAGAAACAAGACGAUCCACUUUCGCCGACGAGGAAUCGUACGAUUACUCGAAAUUCAAAAUGGAAUACGAGCAGCAAAUAGAGGACAACGUGAAGCGCGGUAAAGCGUUGAAUUAUACGGAGAAAGAAGAAGACGCUCCGAGAAAAGCUCUAAAAAGAAUAAUGGAUUUGAAACGACCUCGGAAUUGCACCAAGGAAGAACUGAGUCAAAUCGGAGUUCGAGCAAUGGAGUGUCUCAUAUACGAUUAUCAGCGCGCGAAAGACGUGGCGGCUGUGAAGAAAAUUCUAUUGAGAACGUGGAUUGUUCUACGAGUUUGGUUGUUGAUUUAUGUUUGUCUCGCGAUACCCUGCUGGUGUCAAAGAGGAUGGUGCUGUUGGUGUUUUCGUUGCAAAUUUUGCUUUCCGCGAAAGAGGAUCUUGUUUUCCAAGCAAUAUUGCGCAAUAAAUCCGCCCGGUACUUACGUAAAGGAUUUGAAGAAACAAGAAGAUGUAAUUAAAUAUGAGGCCACUGAACACGAGCGCGACGCGUAUGAGACAUUCGAGGCUGCGAUAAAACAUAUAUGAAUUAUAUAAACCGGAAAAUGUAUAAUAGUUACGCGUCAGGCAAAGUGUUUAUUUUUACGCAUUGUUAAAAAAAAUAGAAAA
This is a messenger RNA of Pseudomyrmex gracilis, 1428 nucleotides long. RefSeq lists its product as uncharacterized. Lineage: Eukaryota; Metazoa; Arthropoda; Insecta; Hymenoptera; Formicidae. The transcript is spliced from 5 exons. The record is from RefSeq and is a predicted model, not a curated record. Bases 49 to 1347 code for a protein of 432 amino acids.